ACGAAGUCAUAAGGAAACGUCUCCUGAUCGAUGGAGAUGGGGCUGGAGAUGAUCGAAGGAUUAAUCUGCUCGUGAAAAGUUUCAUUAAGUGGUGCAACUCUGGAUCCCAAGAAGAGGGGUACAGCCAGUACCAGCGCAUGCUGAGCACGCUGUCCCAGUGUGAGUUUUCAAUGGGCAAAACUUUGCUGGUGUAUGAUAUGAAUCUCAGGGAGAUGGAAAACUAUGAAAAAAUUUACAAAGAAAUAGAAUGCAGCAUUGCAGGAGCACAUGAAAAAAUUGCUGAGUGCAAAAAGCAAAUUCUUCAAGCAAAACGAAUACGAAAAAAUCGCCAAGAAUAUGAUGCUUUGGCAAAGGUGAUCCAGCAUCAUCCAGACAGGCAUGAGACUUUAAAGGAACUAGAGGCUCUGGGGAAAGAAUUAGAGCACCUUUCACAUAUUAAAGAAAGCGUGGAAGAUAAGCUGGAACUGCGGCGGAAGCAGUUUCAUGUCCUGCUUAGCACCAUCCACGAGCUUCAGCAAACCCUGGAAAAUGAUGAAAAGCUCUCGGAAGUAGAGGAAGCCCAAGAAACGACCAUAGACGCGGAUCCUAAGCCGUAGCAGGCUCAUCGCUCACCAUUCCCAAGAACAUUGAAGGAGCUGCAGUGAUCUUAGUGUGCUUGGAAUUUGCUGUGCUCGUUUUGGCAGUGAAUACUUUGUUUUCAAAUAUUAAUGCUUCCUUCACUCAUUUCUUCACACAAAGGAAAAUGACUUCAGUGUAUUUUUUUUAUUAAAACACAUUUUUUAUUUUUAAAAGGCAGAAAGCAACACUCAGUAUGUUUAAUAAAAUGUGUUUAGAGCUGGAUGUUUGUGCUCCUUACAGUCCAGGUAGUUGUUAAGUGGUAACAUCAGCUGCUUUAUAAAACAAGUUGGGGAUUGUGAGAAGGUACCAUUUUUAGGAUAUACAGGGGAAAAUGAGUCCGUUCCGAAAUUACUACCGCUUUUAAAAACAAAGUCCAUGACUAGGCUUCAGGGGGCCACAGACAUAUAAAAUUAUGUGCAAAAUGUUUAUGGCAGGGAAAGUUUCCAUGAUGCUAAGGAUCACUGGUGUAGGAGGUAACUGUAAGAUGCAUAGUAAGUUCACAGGCAUUGCUCUCUUACCUAUCUCUUUGGUACUUGAGGAAUGUGAUUGUUAAAUGGCUUGUUGUUAUGUUUUCUUUCUGUCUUUUUAAUAGAAAAAAUAUAUACUAAUAUAAUGAGUUGUUUGGGGUAGUUUGUUCAGAUUGUCUUCCAUAAAGGAUUUCAUAAUGAUUGUAAAAAUUAAGGUAAGGCUGAAUGACUUGGUAGUUUUCUUAAGUGUUAAAUUACAUAUACAGUACUUCUUAGCUUCCAAUCUUAUCCAUUUAUUUCAGUCAGAGACAUGACACUGCAUGAAUCAUAGCUUAACUGGGGUAUAUUUUUGUAAUUUUAAUAAGAAUUUUUAUCUUUAAAAAUGAAAGUUUAAAAUUGCCUCAGUAGUCAUAUUAAAGGUGUCAAAAUACCUUUAAA
Messenger RNA from Chinchilla lanigera (long-tailed chinchilla), 1523 nucleotides. It is a transcript of the gene Thoc7, whose product is annotated as THO complex 7. Gene Ontology annotation, biological process: mRNA export from nucleus; mRNA processing. NCBI's taxonomy places the organism in Eukaryota, Metazoa, Chordata, Mammalia, Rodentia, Chinchillidae. Gene Ontology annotation, cellular component: THO complex part of transcription export complex. The record is from RefSeq and is a predicted model, not a curated record.